CCCCCCGCCCCGCGGCCCCCGGCCCGGCGGGGCGGCCCCGGCUCCACGGCGCCCGGCGGGAGCGCAGGAUGCCCCGGGAGCGGGCUCUGUCCCACCAUGUCGGUCUCCAAACUGCAGGACGGGGAUGAGGUUUUUGAUUUUACCGCUGUGGUUCCAGAGACGCCGCGCCUGGACAGCAGCCUGCAGAAGGCCCGCGCGCGGCUCCUGGCCAAGGGACGCCGGCACCGGCCAUCGCGCUCCCGCCUGCGAGACAGCGCCAGCUCCACCGAGGGCGACGAGGGGCCCGAGGCGGGGGGAGCUGAGGGCGACGGCGCCCCGGCCCCCUCGCCCUUCUCCUUCGAGGCGGGGGCGUCGCGGCGGGCGCUGGGGGAGCCCCUCGCCCCCUCGCCCCCCCUCAGCCGGUACCGGCCCCUCACCGAGGCCUCGUCCCAGGAGGGGCUGGCGGGCACCCCCUCGCCCAAGUCCUGCCACAGCUCCGACAGCUCGCCCGGCUUCGCCCGCCGCGACGCCUGGCCCCAGCGGCACAGCGAAGACGACAGCCGGGACAUGAGCCCCCCCGAGCCAGCCAGCCCCACCGUGGGGCUCGACAGGAAAACAAGGAGGAAAUUCUUGGAUUUGGGGGUGACCCUGCGCCGGGCGUCCUCCAGCAAGAGCCGGAAGGAGAAGGGCAGCAACCGCCUGUCCAUGGGCAGCAGGGAGGCAGCCGAGGGUCCCAGCCGCCCCUCGGGGUCCCCCUUCCUGCCCUUCUCCUGGUUCUCAGACGGUGCGAGGGGCUCGGCAUCCCCCGGCUCGUCGUCACCCACUGUCUCACCCCGGCAUGAGGGGCUCAGCCCUGCCAAAUCCGCCUCCCAGGACUCGACACUGAGUGAGGACUCCCCGACGCCCAGCGCCAGCCCGCGCCUGCCUGGCCCCACAGCCACCAGGUGCUCCUACCCCUACCACACUCUGUCCCAGUCCUCGGAUGAGUUCCUGGACGAGCCCCCCGGCGCAGCCGUGGGCUGGACGUGCCAGCAGGUGGGACAGUGGUUGGAGAGCCUCAACCUGGAGCGCUACGCCGAGGAGUUCUCCGCCCACGGUGUCGAUGGUCCCCGGCUCCUGCACCUCGACGGUGCCAAGCUCAAGGCGCUGGGCGUGGGCAGCUCCCAGGACCGUGCGGUGCUGAAGCGGAAGCUGAAGGAGCUGAGCUUGGCUGUGGAGAAGGAGCGCAAGGCCCAGGAGAAGGCAGAGAAGCAGCGGGAGAAGCAGAAGAAGAAGGACCAGGAGCAGCGGCGGAGCUAAGGGGGGGCUGGAGCACCCCUGCACCCCCUCCCCACCCACAGACCCCAGACAAGCGCCCGGCGCCGGCACAGGAUGCGGUGCCGUGAUGGCGCUGCCAGGCUGGGAUAAGAACAGAGUGGCAUGUGCCUCCCCCCCAGCCGCCCCCUCCCUGCCUGCACCCCUGCACCUCACGGGCACAGCCUGGGCCCCCUGGGCCCACUUUCCGGAUGCAAAUGGCACAGUGGACCCCCGUCCCUGUCCCAUCACCCCCUGAGGGGCUCACAGCCACCCCCCACCCAUGCCCCCCAGCCCGGGGAGUGUACAGCCUGACCCCCCCGACACACACAGCCCCCCUUCGGGGUGCAGGGAGUGAACUCUGACCUCCAGCCCCACAGACGGCGCCCCAG
Cuculus canorus (common cuckoo) is the source of this 1664-nucleotide messenger RNA. RefSeq names its product sterile alpha motif domain containing 14 (gene SAMD14). The coding region runs from base 97 to 1278 and encodes 393 amino acids. Gene Ontology annotation, cellular component: actin cytoskeleton; dendrite; cytoplasm. Gene Ontology annotation, biological process: neuron projection development; calcium-mediated signaling; actin filament organization. The transcript is spliced from 10 exons. Lineage: Eukaryota; Metazoa; Chordata; Aves; Cuculiformes; Cuculidae. Gene Ontology annotation, molecular function: actin filament binding. The record is from RefSeq and is a predicted model, not a curated record.